Messenger RNA from Betta splendens (Siamese fighting fish), 3009 nucleotides. RefSeq names its product insulin induced gene 2 (gene insig2). Gene Ontology annotation, biological process: SREBP signaling pathway; cellular response to insulin stimulus; cholesterol biosynthetic process. The record is from RefSeq and is a predicted model, not a curated record. Lineage: Eukaryota; Metazoa; Chordata; Actinopteri; Anabantiformes; Osphronemidae. The transcript is spliced from 7 exons. Gene Ontology annotation, cellular component: SREBP-SCAP-Insig complex; endoplasmic reticulum. The coding region runs from base 164 to 844 and encodes 226 amino acids.
CGAUUGGCUCGUUCAGUUCAGGUAGCCGGAAGUAGUGUCAGUAGGGAGCGGAGGCUAAUUUUGCAGCUUUAGCUGUAUUACAGCUUUAGUAUUACUCAGUAAUAUUUUAAUGUCAUGUGAAAUGUAUAUUUCUGUUUGUAAAAGGCAACUGACACAGUAAGCAAUGAGUAACAGCACAGUGACCAGCAGCCAACAACAGUGGUCUCGGGGCCCCUAUAUCUCUGUCAUCACUAACAGAACUACUAAUCUGGUGAUCCGAGGGGCCAUGCUGUUUUCUGUGGGUGUCUUUCUGGCCCUUGUGCUAAACUUGCUUCAGGUACAGAGAAAUGUCACCCUUUUCCCUCCUGAUGUCAUCAGCAGUAUUUUUUCAUCAGCCUGGUGGGUGCCACCGUGCUGUGGCACAGCUUCAGCAAUGAUCGGGCUGUUAUAUCCAUGCAUUGACAGACGUUUAGGUGAGCCACACAAAUUCAAGCGGGAAUGGUCCAGUGUGAUGCGCUGUGUGGCGGUGUUUGUGGGCAUUAACCAUGCCAGUGCUAAAGUUGACUUUGCCAACAAUAUCCAGCUGUCUCUAACUUUGGCAGCCCUCUCUAUAGGAUUGUGGUGGACAUUUGACCGCUCCCGCAGUGGCUUUGGCCUAGGGGUCAGCAUUGCUCUGCUGGCAACACUGGCCACCCAGCUCCUGGUUUACAAUGGAGUAUUUCAGUAUACGUCUCCAGAUUUCCUGUACAUUCGCUCCUGGUUACCUUGUAUCUUCUUUGCAGGAGUAAUAACUAUGGGAAACAUAGGGCGGCAGUUAGCAUUGUAUGAAUGCAAAUUCAUUCAGGAGAAGUCCCAUCAAGACUGAACAAUCUUGGUACCAUCAAGCUAAAGCUGACUUUGGGCACAAAGUUAAAUCCAGAGGCAGGUUCUCAGGGAAUAUCUGCAUACAGGCUAAUCGAGCAUGACAAAUCAGUCCACAGAGGCCAGAGGUUUUGAUCUUCCUGUUGCUAGCCGCUGGACUAAACAGUAUUUAUGACUGGCUCUCUGGUCAUAUGGAGCUCACAGUGACCUCAGCUGAAGUGAACAAUGACAGAGGUGUCUGUUUUCCUUUUGUGCGCUUUAUGUACUUUGCCUGGAAAUGGAUUAGCAGCAAACCAUAAAUCUUUCUGCAAAGCAGCAAAGCAUCAGUCUUUCUGCAAAGCAGCUCAGGUGUUUGAAACUUUUGGCUUUAUUGUGCCAAACACACAGUCGUAUACAUAUCAGAAAUAACACUCAACUUAAUUAAUUUAUAUACAGAUCUGUAUCCCAGACUUUUUAUUGUAUGUACCUACCUGGUGUACCAUUUUACAGAUGAAGGAUGGAGAUUUAUACUGGAAUGUAGUGGCUGGAAGAACAUUUACUUACAUUAAAAUUUCCAAGGGUAUUUCUACAAGGUACAUUGAAUUAAAAGAACUAUGUUUAAGUGGAUUAUAGUGAUGCUGUACACAUCAGUGUCCAAAGGUUCUUGUUUUUUUGGUGUAUUUCAUUUUUAGGAAAUGUUACUUUUGGAAUUGGCAAACCUGGAGGAAAUUGGUUAUGGCCGUCAACAUUGGCUUGGUUUUUAGAGUAUUUACUUGUAGACCAUUUGUAAAAUAUUUUCUUCAAUCCUUUCAGUUGCUUGUUUACUUUACCCAAAUUGGCAGAAGUGCCAACUUUCUCUUUUCAAACUAAACUUGAUUGUUGUUAUGAUUAACUUUGACUGAAGAAGAAUGGUGGCGUUGGUGGGCCUUAACAUAAAAUUAUACUAUGUAGGGUGUAUAUGUGCAAUUCCACAAAACAAUUUAUACGUAUUUACAGAUAUACAUUAGGAACUAUUGUAAAUCUAACACCUAAACUGUUUUUAAACAGUUUGCUUGACUUGAGUGGGUGAUAACAGUUUGUAUGGUAUUAUUUUAAUGAAUCGUUAAAACCUUCAAAAAGAUAAUCUUUGACAUAAUGACAUGACAUUUGCUGUCUUUACAAAUGUUGUCGCCUUUGUUCUGAGGUUGGUUGAAUUGGAUAAUUUACUGUCAAAGUGUUGGCAAAAUCAAAUGCACGCAGUGAGAUAACUGAUAAUUACACAAAAAUAGGAUAAAGUAGAAGCAGUAUUAAAUUAAGUAUAGCACAUUCUGGUUGGACAGAUUAGAAGCCCACUUUGUUAAUUAUACAAAUAGAUAUGCACACUAUAAACAUUACAAAUUUUGUGUUUUAAAAAUGCUAAAAUAUGUAGAAUCAGGUUUAAAAUUAGCAGUGUUUGGGAUGCGGAAAACUGAAAUGUGAAACAUCUGUAAAAUGAGAGUUUGUGAAUAUUGCAAUUUCUGAACCAGGCUUAAGGUAAAAAUAAACAUCUUGUUUACUUCUGAAAAUGGUAAGAAUUGAGGAGAUACUUUACUUUAAGUUUUAAAAGAAGUAAACUUAUACCUUUUACUUUGAUACACUGUAAAAUACCUUGUAAAACCAAAAUGUAUUGGUAUACUUAUUUUUAUCCAUGUAAACAACUUUUCUAACUUUCAAGCUGUUAAAAUGUAUUGAUCUAAAGUUGUGUUCUGACCUCAGUUUUUUUUAAACUUUUUUUAACUUAUUACUUAAAAUUAGGCUGCUGAGUUCACUGAGCAGCUUUAGAUUCUAAACACACAUUAUCAGUGCAUUAGCAGACUUCUUACCAUGUUUUUUGUGAAUAGGCAAAACUGUUCCAAAUGUUUCUGAUUUCAGGUAUAAGUGGUAGCCAUGUGGUAGACUCAAAGUUAAGUUGAUGUUUUUCCUUGAAACAAACAGAAUGUUGUGUGGUUUGAAAGGACUUUACAGCACCAAAUGCCAAUUCAGUUUUCUGUAAGGCAUUAUUUUAAGGUUUACAGCCUUACACAAUAUUUGCAGAGUGUUCAAAUAAAACAUCUGCAAAAGCAAUAGAGUAAUGUUGAUUAUGAACUGAACUGGGGGCUAAGCUGGUUCCACAGACAAGCUUCAUAGUUAAUGUGUCUGCCUCAGUCUACAUUCAGUAAAAUCUUGAGUUAA